AUGAGGCCUUACUACUCUGGAUCUGAAAAUAGAACCCCAAAACCCCACUUUCUUGAUUCUUGUUCUCUCUGCCACCGACAGCUGAGCCAAAACAGUGAUAUCUACAUGUACAGGGGAAAUACACCAUUUUGUAGCCAAGAAUGCAGGCAAGAGCAGAUUGCAAUGGAUGAAGGUGGUGAGAAAAAAUUGAAGCUUUCAUCAAAGAGGUCUAAUGGAGUCAGACAGAACAAAGAUUCAGCUAAAGAAUCUGCUGGGGCCAAUGAAGCUGUAAGAACAGGAACAGUGGCUGUGGCCUAA
Striga hermonthica is the source of this 297-nucleotide messenger RNA. NCBI's taxonomy places the organism in Eukaryota, Viridiplantae, Streptophyta, Magnoliopsida, Lamiales, Orobanchaceae. The record is from the annotation of a GenBank genome assembly.